Cydia strobilella is the source of this 2690-nucleotide messenger RNA. It is a transcript of the gene Jheh-lp3, whose product is annotated as juvenile hormone epoxide hydrolase-like. Gene Ontology annotation, molecular function: epoxide hydrolase activity; glutathione peroxidase activity. Lineage: Eukaryota; Metazoa; Arthropoda; Insecta; Lepidoptera; Tortricidae. The record is from RefSeq and is a predicted model, not a curated record. Gene Ontology annotation, biological process: response to oxidative stress; epoxide metabolic process. The transcript has 10 exons. Bases 172 to 2106 code for a protein of 644 amino acids.
GGCACAACAACAUAAUAAUUUUGUAUGUGUUUUGUAUCUACUUGUUUGAUUAUUUUUAUUUUUCCAUAGUGCAAGAAAGAUAAAAAGCUAUCAUUAGCUGCAGUCUUCCGGUUCUACUAAACACUGGGAGUUUAGAUCGUUGUGAACAGGAAAGUCAGGAAGUCAGCAAACAUGAAGAAUAAGAAAGAAAAGGCAAAAAAAUCUGCACCAAAGCAAGAAAAAUCCUUGACCCUAAGAUACAUAGUGUUCACAGUACUAACUGUACUUCCCGUUGCUGCAGCAUACUGUGUGUUCUACUUUUUUGCCACUCCUCCGCCUAUGCCGGAGAUGGACCUCAAGACUUGGUGGGGUCCGUACCCCAUCAGUCAGAAACCUGAUGUAUCUAUCAGACCAUUCAAAAUUGAAUUCUCUGAUGUGAUAGUGAACGACCUAAGAGAGCGUCUGCUCCACCGGCGUCCCUUCACCCCUCCCCUUGAAGACGCCGGCUUCACCUACGGCUUCAACUCUGACUUCCUGACUCGAGUACUCGACUUCUGGCAGAACAAGUAUGACUUCAAACAGCGGGAGCAGUUCCUGAACCAGUACAGUCAGUUUAGGACUAACAUACAGGGCUUGGACAUACAUUAUGUGCAUGUUAAGCCGAAGGUUGAUGGUGAUUUGAAGCCAGUGGUAGUGCCGCUUCUUCUCCUACACGGCUGGCCGGGUUCAGUGCGAGAGUUCUACGAGAUGAUACCUAAACUGACCACGCCGCGAGCUCAGCCCGACUUCGUCUUCGAGCUGAUCAUACCCAGUCUGCCUGGCUUUGGCUUCUCACAGGGCGCCUCUAGAGCCGGCCUGGGCCCAGCAGAAAUUGCCGUGGUACUCCACAACCUGAUGCAGCGUAUAGGCGUACCGAAGUACUACAUCCAGGGCGGGGACGCGGGCCACGCUAUAGGAUCGCACAUGGCAACAUUAUUCCCGGAGAACGUGCUUGGGUUCCAUACAAACUUCCCUGUGCUAUCGUUCAACCCGUACGCGCAUCUUUAUAACUUUUUAGGUCAGUUCUGGCCCAGCCUCGUGGUGGAGCCGGAGCUACAAAGCCGGAUGUACCCAUGGGGAGAGAAGACCAAACACCUCAUCGAGGAGUCCGGAUACAUGCACAUCCAGGCUACCAAACCGGACACUAUUGGUACGGCACUGACCGACUCCCCAGCCGGCCUGGCCGCGUACAUCCUGGAGAAGUUCUCCACGUGGACCGACCCGGCCUUCAGGAAGGCUGGCGACGGCAACCUGCUCUCCAAGUUCUCACUGACGACCCUGCUUGACAACGUCAUGAUCUACUGGGCUUCGAAUAGCAUUACUACUUCCGUGCGACUGUAUGCUGAGACAUUUGCUCGAAAGCAGCAAAGUCUGAGGCUAGAUGAGGUUCCAACCGAGGUGCCGACGUGGGGCAUCAAGUUCAAACACGAGCUGGUAUUCCACCCGGACCAGUUCCUGAAGCUGAAGUACAAGAACUACCUGCACAGCACCGUAGUAGAAGCUGGUGGUCACUUCGCAGCCUUAGAACACCCUGAUAUCUUGGCUGAUGAUGUGUUUGAAGCUGUGGAGGUGUUCCGGCAUUUCCAUGCGAGAAAUAACCCAGAACAAAAACCGAAGACAAUCUACGACUUCACAGUAAAAGACAUCAACGGCAAAACCUUAAAACUGGACAAAUACAAGGGCUACGUUUUAAUCAUCGUCAACGUAGCCUCGCAAUGCGGAUACACCGACAACCACUAUAAAGAACUCAACGAGCUAUACGACAAGUACGCAGAGAGGGGUCUUCGUAUACUGGCCUUCCCUUGCAACCAGUUCGGUGGCCAGGAACCAGGGAGCUUGAAAGACAUCCAAACCUUUGCUAAAAACAAAGGAGCUAAGUUCGAUUUGUUUGAAAAAGUAGAAGUAAACGGGGAGAAUUCUCAUCCGUUAUGGAAUUUUUUGAAGGAGGUUCAAAGUGGGACGCUAACUAAUGCUAUAAAAUGGAAUUUUUCUAAGUUCAUUGUGGAUAGGAACGGGGUACCUGUGGAACGGUUUGGGCCGAGCACUAACCCGUUGGAGCUGGAAACGUAUUUGGCUAAGUAUUGGUGAUGGGUUUUGCCGCUCGAACGGUUACGGGUCAUUUAGAGCGUCCGCUAGGUGGCGCGGUUGCACAUAGCGUUGCGAGUCCAGUAAAUAAUGUCCUUAGGAUGCUGUUAAGGCUGCCGAGGCACUGUCACAGAAUAAGUAAUAGUAUUAUCAUACAGAACGGCCGCGCCCCGCCCCGCCCCGACUCGAAUGCCCUCGCCCCGCGACACCAGAUUGACGGCCGUUUGCCGGCCGCUCAGUACUAUUUUUAAGCAACACUCACACUAUGACGCGUGUAUAGACGUGCCGUUCACACAUAGAAACGCAAGUGAUUUUUGACGUAUAGCGUGUCCGCCCUGUGGCACUAGUGCGUCAGGCAUGUUCGCCGAAACGCGAACGGAGGACUUCUAUGCCAUUAGACGGAAGAGAAUGGCCUCAUUGCGACGUGUGCGCGGCAGCAGUAGCACUAACAGCAUGCUAAGGGCGUUAGCCGAGCGUCUCGACUGCCCGCUCAUUAGGUACUGAACAGAAGUAGUCAUUGGUAGGUCUAAGUAGAUAUAGGUUACUAACAUAAUAUUAAGGCUAAAAUGUUACUAACAAAAUAUGGA